AUGCCCAACAAUCAGAACCCUCAGGAUCUUACUGUUACAAUCGCUUCCGUCCUCAAAUCGCUAAACCGUCCUCUACAUCUAUCAGUCUUCUCUCUGCUCCUUGCAAACCAUAUCGAGACCCAAAUCUCCAAUCUACAGCCCUUUGCUUUACCUUUUGUGGCUGCGAUGUGGUCUCCGAAGACAGUCUCUCUUCUUCUGGCAGGUCUCCUCGCCCUUCCUUCUGCCGCCACCAAAAUCUGUACCUGCGAGGCUUCCGAUGGAGUUAGCCAGGAUGGUUUCUCGCAGAUAUUGGAUAACCUCAAUAUCAACUCACACGAUCAGUUCUGUGUCAAUGCCCCAGACUACGAUGGCUGUUAUACUUCCAAAUCAGACACCCAGGGUUCGGGCAACUUCUAUGGCUGUGGCAUCUUCUGUGCCGACGAAAAUGACAGCGGUGCUUGUCUCUGGUUGUUCGCGUACACCGCUUAUUUGGGUGCGAACACCGGAGGCUGCAUUUCCAAGUCAGACCUGAUUGACGUUGUGAAUGACAUGGCUUCGGACGCUCAACAAUACGAUGCUGUGAACUGUGAGACAUCCGAAAUGUCGGGAGGUGGAUUCAGAGUCCAGGUCUCAAACGGCUUCAACUUGGGAGGCGGCCAGUGUGAUCCCGGAGUUUGUGUCGAGUAG
Messenger RNA from Penicillium bovifimosum, 666 nucleotides. RefSeq lists its product as uncharacterized. The transcript has 2 exons. The record is from RefSeq and is a predicted model, not a curated record. NCBI's taxonomy places the organism in Eukaryota, Fungi, Ascomycota, Eurotiomycetes, Eurotiales, Aspergillaceae. Bases 1 to 666 code for a protein of 221 amino acids.